AUGAACGACGUUUCAACUAACGGCAGUUAUCAGAAAGAUCCAUUAUGUUUAAGUGUAGAAGAAAUCGCCAGAGAUUUUAUCGAAAAUCUCUUGGAGUCGGCGGUCGAGGAAAUUAGAAGACAGGGUGUCAACGUAGACUUUCGGAAGCACAUUGUGACACCAAAAUGCUUGGUACAGUGGCCGUCCGUCAGCGACUUCACUCCCGAUAUCGGCUUGCAGAAAGUCGACGAAUACAUUCGGAGCUGGCCGAAGAACGCUGAGAUGAUGUACUGCAUCGACUACACGGGCUGCAGGAGAGACUCGCGAAGCGAUUUUCACUUUUAUGAGGGUGUUUUCUGCAUCUAUAUUGUUCUCAAUUUGGCUCCUCACUCCGCCGCCGCUGCCCCCACUUUCUGGCGACCCCCACCCCCACUUUUCCCGAUAGUGAAGUGGAGUGUACCUAACAUGAUGUAUCCUGUACCACCAGCAGUGGCCAGUGUUUUUUUCACAAUGGAACUUUCCAGAAUUAAGCCUCUGGACUGCCCAGUGACAGUUACAUAUAUAUUUGAAGGAUCAAAAUUAAAGCAUUCUCCAGGUGACACACCAUUUCCACUGAAAUGGGUGUGGGACAUUAUAUGGAAUAAAGUUCAGCUUUUCAAAACGUUGUCAUUUUAG
Molecule: messenger RNA, 654 nt
Organism: Schistocerca piceifrons (Central American locust)
Lineage: Eukaryota; Metazoa; Arthropoda; Insecta; Orthoptera; Acrididae
Product: A-kinase anchor protein 14-like
Exons: 4
Coding region: 1-654 (217 amino acids)
Cellular component (GO): cAMP-dependent protein kinase complex
Molecular function (GO): protein kinase A regulatory subunit binding
Source: RefSeq, a predicted model, not a curated record